AUGGUGGCUCUCGCUAGGCUUCCCACCAGGGAUCGGCUUGCUUCGUGGGGCAUGAACGUUCCAACGCAGUGUGUUCUUUGUCUCUUCGGAACAGAGUCUCAUUCUCAUCUUUUCUUUCAAUGUCCUUUUGUUGCAGCAAUUUGGGCUAAGUUCUCUGCCAGUCCAGUUCUGCUUGCUCCAGUCUCUAUCCAAGCGCUUGCUGGUGUUAUUGCUCAUCCCCAACUCGCUGGAGUUGCUGGUAUGGAUGCUGUGCUGAAGCUUAUAUUGCAGGUAAUUGUGUAUUGCAUCUGGCAGGAGCGUAACGUGCGCAUCUUCCAGCAAGUCUCUACAUCAGUUGCUGAAGUCUUCUCUCGGGUGGACCGUCUCAUCAAGGACCGCCUGCUUGCCAUCAGUCGUCACGCCCAACCUCCGCCAUCGCCUUCGUUGCUCCUGCUCUAUCUCUCUUUGUUGCCAGCGGGUCUGUAA
Brassica oleracea var. oleracea is the source of this 465-nucleotide messenger RNA. RefSeq lists its product as uncharacterized. The record is from RefSeq and is a predicted model, not a curated record. Lineage: Eukaryota; Viridiplantae; Streptophyta; Magnoliopsida; Brassicales; Brassicaceae. The transcript has a single exon. The coding region runs from base 1 to 465 and encodes 154 amino acids.